ACCUUACCUCCCGCCUCGCUAAUGCGAGACGGGCCGCAUCGAUUUAUGCCUCCGAUGUCCGUUGGUAAGAAUCUCGCUCCGCCGCUCGUUCGAAUAUUCUUGCCAACCCUCCUCUAUUCGACCCUGAACGUCCCGCAUUCGUGUCGACAGGCUGAAGCCCCUCUCGCCCCCCUUCCCGCCCGUUUAGAUGGCGGUCGGCGCCGUCUUGGAGCCGCUGGUCGUCGUCAGCCUGCUGGCCUUUGGCACGAUCCUCAACCGCAACAACAGCUAUAGGUCCACCCGGUCGCCAUGGUCGUCCGUUCGCCCGAGUGCGUGGCGGGGCGUCAAAUACGGCUCAGAUCCGGAGCAGCAAUGUGUUGAAGCGGGCCACGGGAAAGACGACGAAUGCAGCCUGCUGUCGUCGACGUCGAGUAGGUCGAGCAGCAGCUCGGACAGGUUGCUGGCGGAGGAUAUCUUCGACAAGGCGAACAACAGUACCGCGGGGUGGCGACAGCGGAGAGUGCGAUUGCUGGGCUGGGAGAAGGAGGUGACCACGCCGAACACCGAGAUCUUCAGAGACCGCCUUCUCAGCUGGGUGCUCCAGCGGUUUCCCUUCCUGGUUGAAGUCUGGUACUGGGCCCUGAUAUACUGGGUGUACCAACUCGGGCGCGCCUUCACCGCCGUGACGCUGCAGACGUCGACGGUCAACGCGGCCCGCGAGCACGCUCUCCAAAUCAUCCACUUGGAGCAGCGCCUCGGCAUCUUCGUCGAGCCCGCGGUGCAGCGCUGGUUCCUCGCGAGCCCCACGCUGAUGCGGUGGACCAACCGCACGUACUCGUUCAUCCACAUCCCGGGAACCAUCCUCUUCCUCAUCGUUCUUUACCACGUCACGACCGCGCGGCCAAGGCGCAAGCUGGCGGCAGAACAACAGCAUCCACAACCCGACGGCGACCGCACAACAACACAGGCGACCCCAACCCCCGCCAACUGGCGCGACCUCGCCGCGCCGUUCGGCCCCGCCGUGUACGAGCGCCGGCGGCGCACCAUGGCCAUGUGCAACCUGCUGGCCUUCAUCGUCUUCACCUUCUGGCCGUGCAUGCCGCCGCGGCUGCUGAGCAAUCCCGACUACGAGGGCGAGCACGCGGCCGAGGCUAAGAGCUUCGGGUUCGUCGACACGGUGCACGGCGCCGAUGGCGACAGCAGCGUGUGGACGACCAACCGGUUCUGCAAUCAAUACGCCGCCAUGCCGUCGCUGCACUUCGGCUAUUCUUUCCUCAUCGGCCUCACGAUCGCGACGGUGCCGCUGCGGAAGAGAGGCCGCUUGGGUUGGAGGCGGCUCGCCAUCGCGGCCGCCGGCAUGGUGUACCCGGCGAUCAUCCUUGCAGCUAUUGUCGCGACCGCCAACCAUUUCGUGCUGGACGCCGUGGUGGGUGCCGGCGCGUGCGUCCUGGCCUGGCACUGCAAUGGUGUCCUGCUCAACCUGCUGCCGCUCGAGGACUACUUCUUGGCCAUGCUGAGGAUACACAAGCCGUGAGGUCGGAGAUUCCAAGGGUGGUCUCACCGGCAACUAUGGACGGGGCAUUACUGGUGCCGGACUGGGUUCCGGAGAGGAGCGCUCAGCUGUGCAUAAUUCUCGCGCUGCACUUGGGAGAGGCGUUAAUCUGGACUCCUGGUGGUUCGCAUCCCAGGAGGCUAAUUGUGAGCAAGGCCCGUUCUCAC
Molecule: messenger RNA, 1698 nt
Organism: Thermothielavioides terrestris NRRL 8126
Lineage: Eukaryota; Fungi; Ascomycota; Sordariomycetes; Sordariales; Chaetomiaceae
Exons: 3
Coding region: 188-1513 (441 amino acids)
Biological process (GO): sphingolipid biosynthetic process; inositol phosphoceramide metabolic process
Cellular component (GO): inositol phosphoceramide synthase complex
Molecular function (GO): inositol phosphoceramide synthase activity
Source: RefSeq, a predicted model, not a curated record